Pseudozyma flocculosa PF-1 is the source of this 4008-nucleotide messenger RNA. RefSeq lists its product as uncharacterized. NCBI's taxonomy places the organism in Eukaryota, Fungi, Basidiomycota, Ustilaginomycetes, Ustilaginales, Ustilaginaceae. The record is from RefSeq and is a predicted model, not a curated record. The transcript has a single exon. The coding region runs from base 1 to 4008 and encodes 1335 amino acids.
AUGCCCGUGGCCGAAGAGAUGGUCCGGGGCAGCUCGAGGACCGACAGCAUCUCGACGCUCUGGAGCUCUGCCGAUGUGCCGUUCUGCCUUGAUCCCCGCAUGGCCAGGCCGGGUCAGGCCGGCAAUGGCAUGCUCAGCGGCUGCGGUCGCAUCAGCCGGACCGAUGGCUUUCCGCGCUUCUCUGGUGGGCCGGGCUCGUCGAGGCCUUGCUCGAUCGACCUCGAGAGGCCUAGCCUCAGCCUGGCAGAGGAGCGCUACUAUGACUACUCGCUCGACGCGCCAGGUCCGUCGGCGCCGCGUAUGCACGAUUCGCCUCCUAGCCGCGACCGCCGCUACUUUGGCGACGCCGCCGAAGCCAGCAGCAGCGGCAACAGCACCAGCACCACCUCAUCCAGCGGCAGCAGCAACAGCAGGGGCCGACUGCACGACUCGCCCCCACGCAUGGCAGCCUCAUCCUCACAGUCCUCAUCGCUCCACGCGUCGAUCCAGUCGAAGCGCGGCGGGCACCUCCGACCGGCAGGCGAGGAGCGCAACGUGUCGGUCCCCAGCAUGCCAGUCUCGGUCUCGUCCGGCAGCGGGCUGAUGGGCGAGCAGAGCCCUCUGAUCACCUCGAGCUCGGCGACACGGCCAGGAGGCGCGGCGAGUUCGGGCGUCCCCGGCGCUAUCCACACGGUGGAGCCAGAGGUGCGGGCCCAUGACGGAGCAAGCGAGAGCGGCGGAACGAGCCGACACAGCGGUUCGAAGAGGGCAAAGAGGAAGCCCGACCUCUACGCCCACGCCAUGCAGUACUUUGAGCCCGACUACUCGAUGGAGUCGGACCGCUCCAAUCCGCAGAGGCCGAUCAGCCCUGUCCUGGUGGAUCCCGUGGAGCGGCCUGAGCCAGUGCCCUCUUCGGCGUUCAGCGAUGCUUCGCACGACGACAGCAUGCCCUCGUGCUCGGACUCGCACCGAUCCGAUCGGCUCAGCUCCGAGGAUUCUUCGGUGCACCCGGAGCCCUCUGACUCGGUGCACCCGUCGUACUUGUUUGGCGCGACCUUGGCAAAGGACGUCUCCAUGGCCGCAGCCAUCGACGGCCGCCUCUAUCCGAGCGAGAACACGCCGACAAGAGAGAUGCCGCCUCACUUUGGCAGCGCCGUCGAAGACGACGACGGAAAGGACCUGCCCUCGCUGCCUUCCCUUCCCUCAUUCUCCCCGCACGGCUCGCCGAGCCUGUCCGGACCCAACUCGCCCCGCGGCUUCGCCUCCAGGCACGCCAGCCGACCUCGCACCGCCGAGGCCAAACGCGACGGAUCGCCCAAUGGCUUUUCGCCCAGGCGGGCCGUCAAGGGCCCUCCGACGCCGCUCAAGAUAUCAAGGCCACUCACCAGCCAAGCCGCACUGUCGCAGGCCCUGUCGCUCGACAGCAACGGAGCACAGACCGUCACGCGAGGAUCGCCUCCCGCUCCUACCAUCCUCGACUCUCCCGAACUUCGCCGGCCAUCAACGACUGGGUCGCGCCUGAGAUCGAGGGCGUUGUCCACCUCCAAGCUGCGGCCCACGUCGCCAUGGAAGCUUUUCGGGGGCGAUAUGCCUGCGCUCCCUUCUUUCCCCAGCGCGCUCACAUCGCGUCCUUCGACUGCGCAGAUCAAUGGCCAGGAGACGAAGCCCAAGGGUCGCUUUCGCUCCAGGACGCUGGGCGAGGCGGAUCGAGCAGUGUCGCUUCAACCGGCGCCUCGAGCGACCGAGAGGCGGACCGACGUCGAAGCGGCCCCAAUCAUGCGGGCCAGACGACCCAGCAAGAGCGAGACGCUGGCGAGCUCGGCGCAGUCGUCUGCCAGGUCGAUCCUGCUGCAGUCGGCCACCAGCGCCUCGCCCUCGGUGCCGUCGACGCCCAAGAGCCCGGGCCGCUCCAGGGGCAAGAGCAGCGCAGGCGGAGGCUGGGCGUCCUACCUCACCUCUGGUCUCACCCUGCACAUCGACCAGGAGGGACAGCGACUGACCCACGUCAACAUGUCGUACCUCAGCUACGAUCCCUUUGGCAGCCCCGAGGCGCUGGUGGGCAAGCCGGAAGCCAAGCAGGCCACGCCGAGGCGGCCCAAGUCGAGGCAGGAUCGCGACGGCGAGGCGAGCCAGGUGGGCACGCUCGAGUUUGGCCAGGGCGACGAGAUCCACCAGCACCUCUGGCCGAUUCAGUCGUCGAGCCAGCGCUCCCCGCCGAUCCUCAAGCACCUCACCAUCGGCGACGACACCAAGGCGGACCUGCUCACGCGCCAGGCGGCCCUCAUGGUCAAGACCAACGGCGUUCACGAGGUGGGCGGCUACGAGAUGAAGGGCCAACUGGCGUGGAAGUUUGUCUACCGCGUCGAGGACCACGCCACGGCGGCGGGGGAGAAGCUCCUGAUCCCCGUCAGCUUCUCGUGCUCGGCUACGCUGCUCGACCCGGCCCGUGCGCGCAAGUCGCGCAUCCUAACCAGCCUGCGCAAGCAGGUGGUGCCCAACCUCGUCUCGAAGUCGGUCACAGCCUCGCCCGCGUCGUCAAAACACGAGCUGCCCCCCGUCGCAGGCGGCUACGCGCCGUCGCCGCCGUCGUCGUAUCGCUCGCAAGCGAGCCUGCGACGAGAGUACCUGGCAAACGAAAAGGCCUCGACGACCAGCCGACCCUCGUACGGCGAGACAAUGGCCUCGCCCUCGUCGGUGCGACACCGGUUCGAGCUGAGCCACGUGGCCAGCCAUGCAUCGUUCCUUGGCACGCCCGCGACGUCCAAGGCGCCCUUGUCGGCCAACAGCAUCUCGUCGACCGAUUCGAGCGUCUUUUCGGCCUCGCAGCCCAUCACGCCCCUCUCGUCCGGCCACGGCAGGAUCGAAUCCUUCUCGGACCGAUCGCGCCAGCACGGUUCGCCGGUCUCGUCCAAAUUCGUUCGCCUGCCCACGACGGGCGAGGAGACAAUGAUCGUGACGGGUUCGCGUCGGCACCUCUCUGCUGCCGAGCAGGGGCGACACGAUGCGUCGCCUGCUGGUCAGCUCGGCCUGGACGGUGCCACGCUGCGUAUCCGACAGUCGAGCCUUGCGCUGCAGGAGAAGGCGUCGUUCAGCAGCGGCAGUGGCAGCAGCAGCGGCGGCCAUGGCGGCAUCCAGACGAUGGGUCCACCGCGGAUGAUUGGCGGCCGGAAGCUGAUCCCCAUCAGCCUGCCGCCGGAGCUGCAGAAGCGGUCGCGCAUCGACCCGGCCCAGCUCCAGGCCCACCAAGCAGCGACUAUCAGGUCAGCGGCGACGGUACCCUCGUCGUCCUCUUCGCCUCGACAGUACUUCGGCGACGUCGCCUCGCCAGCGGCUACGCCGACGGCGUCGAGCGCGGGUGCUGCCCGAUCCGACGAGCGCCGGGUGACGACGGGCCAGACGCGUUCGCACGGCGCUACGCGCUCGUCUUCGCGUCCGCCGACGGCGUCGGAAGCCAUCAAGCUCGAAUACCUGGCGCGCGAGGAAGGGCGCUUCGUCGUCGGCGGCGUCGCAUCGACGGCGACGGAACGGCCGUUGCGGCCGCAGCGUUCGCACGGCACCUUCGUCCUCACUCCCCAUGCGGGGCAGCAGGACGACGCUCGGUCGCCGGCCGCCGCCGCGAUGCACGCCGGCACCGCGAUGGGCCGGCAGCGCAGCCGGACGACUGAAGGCGUCCAGAUCGAGCAGGGCCGACCCUUCACCGCCGACGCGUGGGGAGCAGCCAUGUACCCUCCCGUCGAAACGGUCCGCGGGGCGCUGCAGCAUGAACGACCAUCGCCUCCGUCUCGCCACCUUGCUUUGCUGCAGCAGCAGCAGCAACACUCGCAGCAGCAGCAGCAGCGAGCGAGGGAAGAGGUGUGGGAGGGCGCUGCCGCUUCGUCGUCGCUCUUUCUGACGCAGUCGGGCAGCAUGGCCCAGCGUGCCCGGGCCACGUUUGGCUCGAGACCGCGGACGGCGCAGAACCUCCUGCCCGACCAGGCCGUCCACCUGCCCGCAGCGGCCCUCGUCGAUGUCUCGUCGCGACGCGUCUGA